Notechis scutatus (mainland tiger snake) is the source of this 1950-nucleotide messenger RNA. NCBI's taxonomy places the organism in Eukaryota, Metazoa, Chordata, Lepidosauria, Squamata, Elapidae. The record is from RefSeq and is a predicted model, not a curated record.
UAUAUCUAAUAGGCCUCCUGUUUUCCUUACAACAACCCUGUGAUGCAUUUGACAUGGCUUCAGAACUGCGUAAACAAGUGCCUUUGAGAGAUGAGAUGACUCAGUGUAAAAGGAGAUGUGUCAUUCUGCGUAGUCCUCUUGGAAAAAUUGAGAUAUUUGGAUGUGAAACAGGAAUACAUGAGGUACGCCUUGAGGGAAAAGCUGAAACACAAAAUGGAGUGGAGGCCUCAAUAUCUUGUGAAGUAUGUGAAGCCUCAGGGGAAAUGAAGGAACCACUGAAACAAUGUAUAGCUUGGCUUCAAGCUUAUUUCACUGAGCCCCAGUUAAUGCUGAAACUUCCAGUGCCUCCUUUUCACCAUCAUCUCCUAGAACAAGCUUCAUUCACCAGAGAUGUGUUGUGGACCCUGCUGAGAGAUGUGAAAUUUGGAGAGGCAGUUUCUUACAAGCAAUUAGCGGCCCUGGCAGGCCACAGCAAAGCAGUCAGAGCGGUGGGUGGAGCGAUGAGAAGAAAUCCUGUCCCUAUUAUAAUACCGUGCCACCGAGUGAUUUGCAGCAGUGGACAACCUGGCAACUACACGGGAGGAAGUCAUCUGAAAGAGUGGCUUUUGUCACACGAGAAGCUUCAGAAGGAAAAGUUAACAUAUUGAUGCAGUUCAGGUACAGCUGUUACAGAGUGAAACCAGCACAUCAACCAAAGAUACUUCGCUUAUAACAAGCUUUCCAAACACACAGUAGAAUUCAGGGAAACGGUAAAUAUUUGAGUGACAUAUAAAUAUAAUACAACAUCCGAAGCGAAAUGUGUGGUGGCACUACUAUAUUAAAAAAGCUGAAUGUGUCCUAGGGGAUACAGCUUGUAUGCCCUUUCUUGUUUUUACAUUUUGCAGCAGAAUGAGUACAGCGGACUGAGCCUGUUGUGCAUGUAUUUUGUUCCCAUCUCUGGUGCUGUUUUGUUCUAUUUUUAAUGUCCAUUAAAGCAAGGAUAAGGGAGUGGGAGGGACAUGGCAAAUGUUCGAUGGAACUGCCCCUCUAAGGAAGCAUCUGGCUCGCAGAGGGGACAACCGGGAAUCUACUGCCUUUGCGUGCAUUCGGAGAACAAAAUUAAAGGCAGGAGCUUACACACAAACACACACACAGACACACACAGACACCUCCCUCUCCCACUGUUCCUGCCUGGAUUUUUAUUUGUCCAGAUUGAAAAGCUUGUCCCUCUGCCAGGCACGCUGCCCAAGAUUCCCCUGUUUUCUUUGAUGUUUGAACUGUUGAAAUGAUGUUUUACGUAAACAGUUAUUAAUGAAACACACCCGAAGAGCCAUUCAAAAGGAAACAGCUAUUGAAUUGCCUUUUCACAGGGUUUUUGUGUUUUUUUGGGGGUUUUUUUUUAGAUGCUUUAGGAGAUGCGAAUAAAAAUACUUAGUCUCUCUUAGCAUGGCUUGAUGUAGGCAGAAAAAUACAUUUUGAUGAGAAGUUUAACCGCAUGGUUUUAAUACAAUUAUGCAACCUAGUUAAAGAUAACAGAUACCUUUGGCUGCCAUUUAGAAGUAUAUUUCUGUCUCACUGUCGUCUUUAUAUCGUUUGCUUAGCAUUUGCUUGAUUCCCUUUCUUUGUGGAAAUAUGUCAUACAAUAUGAGAAGAAUCAAAAGCUACACAUUACAGUAAACAUAUAAAGCCAAACAGAAAAAAAUACAGUCAGCCAAAGGAUAUUGAAGCUAAAAUUUCUAGUUAUUUAAAAAGAAGUCUGUGAGAGUAAAAUAUUACAAACCACAAGAAACUGAAAUUUUCACUACUGUAUGGGAUUCAUAAAUCAUAACAUGAAAAUACCGAUUUUUAUGUUUUUAUUACAUUCUUGAGGGAAAGCGUGCUGCUAACAAAAAUUAUUGUGUGGUGUUAUUACAUUAAUGUAGUGUUAUUCAGAUGUUAGAAUUAUUUUACUAAAACCCGUUAUGCGUGUAC